UAAUCCGUUCUAGAAAAAAGCACCACCCAUCUUCAAUCACAGCACCCACUAGAGCUAACAUGUCCCACCAGAAGAUGUCUCUCACCCUCCUCUCAGUCCUCCUCCUCCUAGGCCUCUUCUUCACACCUUCCCACUCCACCACCUUCACCGUCCGCAACGACUGCCCCUACACCGUCUGGGCGGGCGCCUCCCCAGGUGGCGGCCGCCGCCUCGACCAUGGCCAGACGUGGACCCUCAACGUUCCCCAGGGCACCAAAAUGGCCCGGAUCUGGGGACGCACCAACUGCAACUUCGAUGCUAGUGGCCGGGGCCAUUGCCAGACGGGCGACUGCGGGGGCGUCCUAGAGUGCAAAGGAUGGGGCGUGCCCCCCAACACCCUGGCGGAGUACGCGCUGAACCAGUUCGGCAACAAAGACUUCUUCGACAUCUCCCUCGUCGAUGGGUUCAACAUCCCCAUCGAAUUUAGCCCCACCAAGCCGUCGUCGCAAGACAAGUGUAGAUCGAUCAAGUGCGACAGCAACGUCAACGGCCAGUGCCCUGACAAAUUGAAGGCCCCCGGUGGGUGCAACAACCCGUGCACGGUGUUCAAGUCUGACGAGUACUGUUGCACCAAGGGCAAGUGUGGUCCGACGCCUUACUCGAAGUAUUUCAAGAACAAGUGCCCCGAUGCUUAUAGCUACCCUCAAGAUGAUCCCACCAGCACGUUCACUUGUCCCGGCGGGUCCACCGAUUAUCGCGUUGUGUUCUGCCCGGGUGGGUCGUCUUACUUUCCCUUGGAGAUGUUUGGAAGCGAGAGCUCAGAAUGAAAGGGCUUUGGCUAAAUCUGUGGACAAAAGGAGAAAAUAUAACUCAAAUAAAUAACGAUGUUGAAUAUCUAUGAAGUAGAGAGAGAGAGUCGAGAAGAGCAAUGUUCAAUGUUGCAAGUCGUGACUUCCUCGAGAACUAGUUCUUAUGUUGUGUGUCGUUUUAUAUGUAUGUAUCUAUAAGCAAUGUGAUUACAGUUUGCUAAUAAGAUUAACGAGUUGUCUUA
Messenger RNA from Rhodamnia argentea, 1030 nucleotides. RefSeq names its product osmotin-like protein TPM-1. Bases 60 to 806 code for a protein of 248 amino acids. The transcript has a single exon. Gene Ontology annotation, cellular component: extracellular region. Lineage: Eukaryota; Viridiplantae; Streptophyta; Magnoliopsida; Myrtales; Myrtaceae. The record is from RefSeq and is a predicted model, not a curated record. Gene Ontology annotation, biological process: defense response.